Molecule: messenger RNA, 2140 nt
Organism: Ahaetulla prasina
Lineage: Eukaryota; Metazoa; Chordata; Lepidosauria; Squamata; Colubridae
Gene: ADCYAP1
Product: adenylate cyclase activating polypeptide 1
Exons: 5
Coding region: 136-663 (175 amino acids)
Biological process (GO): neuropeptide signaling pathway; neuron projection development; positive regulation of protein kinase activity
Cellular component (GO): extracellular region; perikaryon; neuron projection
Molecular function (GO): pituitary adenylate cyclase activating polypeptide activity; neuropeptide hormone activity; peptide hormone receptor binding
Source: RefSeq, a predicted model, not a curated record
GACGGAAGACAGCGAAGUAGAAAGAGAGGCAGCGAUGCUCCAAGAGGAUUAAACUAUAGCCGCCAAACUUCGGAAGAAAGCCUUUGGGAUCCAGACUCAGUCUCGUUCUCACUCUCUCGAGUUGAAUGAGUGGCGAUGUGCAGCAAAGCGUUUCUCGCCCUGCUGCUUUAUGGGCUGAUUAUGCACUGCAGCGUCUACUGCUCACCUGCUGCUGCUGCUGCUGGACUUCAGUACCCCGCGCUGAGUAGGCUGGAAGAUGAAAUGUACGACGAAGAGGGCAACACUCUUUCGGACUAUGCCUUUGACAGCGAACCCCUCAGUAUAGCCGACCCUUCCUCCAUGCUGGACGACAUGUACACUUUGUAUUACCCGCCGGAAAAAAGGCAUACAGACGGGAUACUUAACAAAGCGUAUAGAAAAGUGCUGGGCCAGUUAUCUGCAAGGAAGUAUCUGCAUUCUCUGAUGGCCAAGCGGGUGGGUGGGACCAGCAGCCUGGAGGACGACUCAGAACCCCUUUCCAAAAGGCACUCGGAUGGCAUAUUCACAGACAGUUACAGCCGCUACCGAAAACAAAUGGCUGUCAAGAAAUACUUGGCAGCAGUCCUGGGUAAAAGGUAUAAACAAAGAGUUAAAAACAAAGGACGGCGAGUAGCUUAUUUGUAGCGAUGAGCUCCCAACCACUCCUGUGUACACAAGAGUCCCCCUGGGGAAAAAAAAAAUCUGAGAGAGGACCACCCCACCCCCAAAGUCAUUUCCAAACUGACUGAUCAAUCACCACUCUCCUAUGUUAUCUAAACAUGUAUUUAUGUAUGAAGUAAAGCCAUUAAAUGACUAUUUUGAUAAUAAUAUUGUUUUUCUUUUGUACAAAAAAUAAAUUAAGAGUAAGCACUAGAGAAACGCACAGAUCUACUUUGUGGACCAACCCUUUAAAUAAAUAGAUAUAAAAUAAUAAAUAUUGGAUAAGGAUGCAUUAGUGGUAGAGCUUUCCCCAAUCAGAUUCCCUUCAAACGUACUUGAUUACAACUCCUAUCAUCCCCAGACAGCUACCUUACUGUUUGAAAGGUAGAGGUUUACUGGGAUAGUAAACAGACCAGACUAAUAGUCCUUUAGUGGUUAGCUUUGCACGCACACACAAAAAAAACACGAGGGCUCUAAGCUUAUGUUUUUAUAUAAAAUAGAAGAGAUAGAGAGCAAGAGGGAGACAAUCAUUGCUUUGAAUAUGAUUCCUAUUUUUGUAAUGGAAAAUAAAGGAGAGUAUUUUUUAAUUAUGACAGGGUUGAAAGAAUAACUGUUCUCCACUUGCUAUUGUACAUUCAUAAAAAGUAUUCUGGUCCUAGGAGUUUAGGAUGCUCUUGAGAAGAGAGCAUCUCUAGCCCCUGGGAGUCUUUCCCGAAAAGCCCUUGGCCAUUACUCCCCUUCCCAUCUCGGGUAAGAGAAGGAGUUGCCUUACUUCCUAAGAAUCAGUCCCCCACCCCCAAUCCAUGAAGAGCGAGCUUACUCGGGGCUGCACAAUAUGCAGUAUGAACCAGCCUGCUGCCCUCUAGUCAUUUUUUUUUGUGACCUCCUCCUCCCACUCAGCAGAUCUUCCUGCUACUUAGAAACUACGGGAGAACUAGCCCAUUUCGGUCCGCUUAAAGAUUUAGGGCUCAGUACUGUAUAGUACUGCAGCUGCUGCCGUUCAGUGAGUAACAGAAAAUGUACCUAUAUGCAGUUUUCAGGGAAAGAUACCGUGGGGGAAGCCCUUCCUCCAAACCAUAAGAGUAGGUUGGUUUCUAAGUGCGUUUGCACACACGCACCUCUUCAUCCUUUUUUUUCCUAGAAAUAACUACAGAAGUUUAGAAAGUUUCCCUUAAAGAACGGGACGAAUGUCUCUUCCUCAGCCCUUCUGAGUUUGGAUUGACGCAAUCCAGGCUCCAGGUCAAAUAAAUUGCUUUUCUCGCCUCCGCGCAAUGAGCGCGAUAGAGCGGACAGCAGCACUUCAACUACGGCUGGGAGGGGCAGAAAGAAAUGCUCUGCCGCUAGAAAACGAGUUCAUCGGGGAGAUGGAAUCCACACGCGACCCUUCGCCUUGCUGGACUCGUUUUCUAGUAAGGCACGAAAUAAUCCGAGGAGACACCCCAAAAUUCGCACCGUGUUAUUU